Messenger RNA from Penicillium oxalicum, 477 nucleotides. RefSeq lists its product as uncharacterized. NCBI's taxonomy places the organism in Eukaryota, Fungi, Ascomycota, Eurotiomycetes, Eurotiales, Aspergillaceae. The coding region runs from base 1 to 477 and encodes 158 amino acids. The record is from RefSeq and is a predicted model, not a curated record. The transcript is spliced from 2 exons.
AUGGACAUGAGCACGUUCACCCUCGAAUCCGUCCACUCGAUCAACAGCAGCACAGGAACGCAUCAUGUGGUGAGACUGAACAGGCGCACAUUGAGCCUAUCAGAUUCAUUCUACCCACUCGAUCCCACACGCCGUGCCGUUGUCGUGCACGGAUGGGGCCGCCAUCUUUAUCGCACAAUUUCAGAAGUCUCCUUUUCGAGAGUCGUUGCGGAAGAGGUUUGCGCACACCUCCCUUUGUUCUAUUUUCUGGUAUUUGAACCCGACUUUGGCAUGGAGAAGAACUCCCUCGUCGAAUUACUUUGGCUCUGUUCUGCACUCCGAGAGAAAAGAGUGAUUGCAAAAGAUGCGAGUGACAUAUCAUCUCCCUACGAGGUCGAUUUUGCCCCUCCGAUACAUGGCCCUUUUGGUGUGUUUAGAACCGUUUUCAAGGAAAGAGACGACCGCCGCGAUUUCAGGUGUGCAUCACAUCUGAAAUAA